Molecule: messenger RNA, 1747 nt
Organism: Perca flavescens (yellow perch)
Lineage: Eukaryota; Metazoa; Chordata; Actinopteri; Perciformes; Percidae
Gene: rab3ip
Product: RAB3A interacting protein (rabin3)
Exons: 14
Coding region: 306-1637 (443 amino acids)
Biological process (GO): exocytosis
Cellular component (GO): Golgi to plasma membrane transport vesicle
Molecular function (GO): guanyl-nucleotide exchange factor activity
Source: RefSeq, a predicted model, not a curated record
AGUUGUCCCUAAACGCACCUCCGGUCUGCGUCAACAACCGCUCCAGUCUGUCCGUUUUGUUUGUUUGACGGUUGGUUUUGCACGUUACCGGGAGUAAGAAGAUCCACCUGCCCGGCUGCUGUCCAAAGAGAGGUCUGGUUAAAGACAGUCGGUACCUGUCGGCUGUCGCUGUGUUUCUUUUGAGUCACUCGUUCAUCUGUAGACCGUCCUGUUGUUCUGAUGACUGACUGAAAGCCUCCAUUGAUCCUCCCAGCGUCUCCGUCCACAGCUGCACUAUGAGUGUAUGAUGUCUGAGAGCAGCUGCCAUGGCCUGCAGCAGCGGACAGAGCAAUGCCGAAACUCUGGAGGGGUUCCAUGAGGUGAACUUGGCCUCACCCACCACACCUGACCUUCAGAACCAAGCUGAGCAGCGCCCCCCUGCCCGACAGAGUGCCCCGCCCACCUCUCUGUACCGCACCCACUCUCUGGGAGCGCACCCUAGUGGCCGCCCCACGUCACUGCGGGCCGACCAGCUCCCCACGCAGCCAGUGUACUCCACCCCACGGCACAGCCACAAUGGAAGUGUGCCAGGCCAGGAGGCGGAGUCGACCGAGAUCAACUUCCUGUCCGCAGAGGAUGGCGAGGAGUGCAGCGCUCUGAGCGACAGCCUGUCGCGGCUGCGCAGCCCAUCGGUUAUGGAGGUCCGAGAGAAAGGAAGCGAGAAGCUGAAGGAGGAGCUGGCCAAGGCCCAGAGGGAGCUGCUGUUAAAGGAUGAGGAGUGUGAGAGGUUGUCUAAAGUCAGAGACCAGCUCGGCCAGGAGCUGGAGGAGCUCACCGCCAGUCUCUUCCAGGAGGCCCACAAAAUGGUCAGAGAAGCCAACGUCAAACAGGCGAAUGCUGAAAAACAACUGAAGGAAGCCCUGGGAAAGAUUGACGUCCUCCAGGCGGAGGUCCAGGCCCUGAAGACACUGGUGCUCUCCUCCCCCACCUCCCCGCUGGGUGAACUGCCCUCUGCGGGAGCCGGGGGGAAGACUCCCUUCAGGAAGGGCCACAGCAGGAACAAGAGCACAUCCUCGGCCAUCAUGGGGACGCAGCCCGACCCGUCGGCCACGCAGCCCAUCGUGCGGGAGUGUAGAGAGGUGGACAGUCAGCUGUUCAGCGACUUCAAGGCGUGGAAGGAGGAGCCGACGCUCGACCGGGGCUGCUGCUUCCUGGAGAGAGUUUACCGUGAGGACAUCUACCCCUGCCUCACCUUCAGCAAGAGCGAGCUCGGUUCGGCCAUCUUGGAAGCUGUGGAGCAGAACACGCUCAGUGUGGAGCCGGUCGGUUUCCAGCCGCUGCCUGUGGUCAAAGCCUCGGCGGUGGAGUGUGGAGGACCAAAUGGGCGAAGGGCUGAGCUCGUCACAAAAUGUGCCCUGAGUGGUCAGACCAAUACCUGUAAGCACAGAAUCAAGUUUGGAGAUUCGUCCAACUAUUACUACGUGUCUCCGUACUGUAGAUAUAGAAUCACAGCAGUGUGUAAUUUCUUCACAUACAUUCGCUACAUCCACCAAGGGCUGGUCAAACAGCAGGAUGCGGAGCAGAUAUUCUGGGAGGUGAUGCAGCUACGGAGGGAAAUGUCCUUCGCCAAGCUUGGCUACUACAAAGACCAGCUGUGACCGACAGCCCCACCCUCCAAUCACAGCCAACUGCGCCCCGAAUCCCCGCCCCCUUCCUGGUCCUGUUUUUCCCUCAUCCUGUCAUUCCCCUCCCUCCCUCCCUCCUUUUG